This is a messenger RNA of Trichophyton rubrum CBS 118892, 2317 nucleotides long. RefSeq lists its product as uncharacterized. The transcript has a single exon. The record is from RefSeq and is a predicted model, not a curated record. Bases 1198 to 1887 code for a protein of 229 amino acids. Lineage: Eukaryota; Fungi; Ascomycota; Eurotiomycetes; Onygenales; Arthrodermataceae.
AAAUACUUUUUUUUUUUUUUUUGUUGCAGUUCUGAACCGCACCAAUCGCCAUGAACAUACAUGAUAACACAGUCAAGGCAGUCUCGACUGCAGAAAUCUUAAUAUUAAGAUCCGUUUCUUGCAUGCAUAACAGCCGAAGAGAUUUCAAAUCCAACCAGGCUCCAUACUUAUGAAGGUUUGCACAACUCCUUGCUGAAGAGACAUAUCUGACACAGUUAUAUACACUCUGUAUGGCAUCACGCAUGCAUGCUCAGGUUCUCAUCCCAUUCGGCCACGUCUCAGGAAAACCCGCGUGCUUCGAAUUGAUUGCCAAAACGACGUCUCUCUUGACUAACAUGUCAACAAGGUCCAGGUCUUCAAGUCGUGAGCAAUGGCAACCAUUCAUAUUGCCCAAGACAGGUUUUUUGCUGCUUACUUAUGGAGUAACUCAGCAAUAAUCUCACUGUUAUCGGUCUAUCAGAACAUGGUCAUCUGUUGGCGGUGAAUAUUUCUUGCUAUAUUCGCCCCAAGGACCCUCUUAAAGACAUUAGUACUCCUGGGAGGAGGUCGAGCGUAUAGAGCAAAUCUUGCAUUUUGACCUGGGAAUAAGCUGUCACUUCCCGGACUCUCAGUGCUAUGAUCAGCCUGUUAAGCUGACUUCACUGUGUCACCGUGUUGGGAUGUGCUGCAACAUCAAAUGUGAUGUGAAGAUCGCCGUUAUCUAGCUAUGUCUAUAAGUCCGUACGUCUAGACCAUGAGGCCAGACAGUCCAUAAUGAGGCUUUGUACCAUCUCUCCGUUGUCCACAGUAGUACUUAGGCUGGCUGAUUGUUUGUUGCUUCGUUGGCGAAUUACUCCAUGAGGCGAUAGAGCAAUCACGUGGGUGGACCAGCGCAAGAAUGACAACCAAGCAAGCCCGAGAGACAACUAUCGGGCCAGAGUUGAUCACGACGGCUUAAGCUUUCGCCUGGCAUCACUAUCUAUCCAAGUGCUUCGAGACCAGAAGGCUCUCCUCUUUCUCAGAGUGUCACAGGAGCAGCCUUGCUUAUAUGUGCACCUCGUCUGGGUCACGGAGAACCAUGAUAUACUGUCUCUCGUCGAACUGGGGUUGAUUCAUGCUGAGCGCAUAAGCUCCUUCAGGGGUAUUUUAAUUUCAUGAUCACUACUAUAUAUCUGUUCUUUGCGCGGUGCGUCUCCUUCCCUACUAUUUCAGUUUAUUAUGCGGAGAGAUAGGUCAUCUAACAUGAAGAGUGCAGACAUUGUAGUUGCGAUUAUUACAUAUACCGAAACGAUGUCCUCAUCGAAACACCUCUUUCUCAGUGACGAGGAGCUCGGAAAGAAAUAUGACGACCAUAACCAUCGCGACUCUAUAUACGGACUAUCAUUAGGGAGUUUCUGGAGACGCCUUCCGCGACGAAGGCGCAUCGCCUUGGUUUUCUUCGUUGCCUUCGUCGUUUUCAUAUUUUGCAAGCAUAUACCAACUCGAGUGGGAGAUGUCAGCCAAAGAUCGCAAUUGUUGGAUGAUCCAUGGUUGCGCCCAUCCGGUGAAACCAAUGUUGAAUCGGAGCCAGCUGAAAUAGACAGCACACAGGACGAGAAUGGCAUUAAAUAUUAUCGAGGACCUAUAGAUUUCGAGUCACUGUUUGAAUCGCUAUAUUCAACUCGUAGCUUGAAUUAUGAUGCAGAUCAGGAAUCUGUCAUCUUUGCAACUGGGCAACUGAAGUCACUGGGCGAUAUGCUCCCCGUCGCAUGCGACAUGGCCGCGAGAAAGCGGAGUACGGUCCAUUUAGCAAUUAUGGGACGAGACGAGAUCCCCCUUGCUGAUAUCCAGAGAGCUAAUGGAUUCAGAGAGGAGGAUUGCCCUGUAACAUGGCACGGUAUGCGAGUAUCAAACCUUCAUCCAACAUAGCCAUAUCAUUUAUCCUAAUUAUAUGAUUUUAGAUGCGCGACCAAUUCACGCAUCCACAUCUAGCCCCUGGCGCCUAGAGUUAAGCGUCAAGGCUGCUUUGGUGCACAUGUAUCGGAUCUUAGCUCCGCGAGCUGUCAUUACCCGUGACAUAGAAUUUGAGGAAGCCUUUUUUAUCAACGCAAUUGAGCUUCGGGCCUUUCAGCUGGGAAUAACGCAUAUCAGUUUACCCAGCUCGCUUUCUAAUUUUAAAUGGAUCGCGGAUUUGGAUGCCUUUUCUCUUGAAGGUACGAAAAUCAUUUAAAACUCCGAGUCCUAAGAUUUAUGUGUGGCAGCAGGGCUAAUUUGUGUAGCCUGGAAUGACGUGCAAACAGAAAUACUCAUUAAUGUCCAACCGAACUCUUCAGGGGGGCCCAGGAAACUGCUCAGAUCU